This is a messenger RNA of Thyridium curvatum, 1689 nucleotides long. RefSeq lists its product as uncharacterized. NCBI's taxonomy places the organism in Eukaryota, Fungi, Ascomycota, Sordariomycetes, Thyridiales, Thyridiaceae. The record is from RefSeq and is a predicted model, not a curated record. The coding region runs from base 1 to 1689 and encodes 562 amino acids. The transcript has a single exon.
AUGGAGUACUGGUCUAGACUUCCAAAUGAGAUCCGCCACAUGAUCUGGGUUAUUGUGGCAGAGAACUGUACCUAUGAUCCGUCCCGGCCAUCUGUGCGCGCCGGUUAUGCCGCCGUUGAUCAACAAUGGCAGCGCUACUUUGAGCCCCUGAUUUUCUCAGCGAUCGUUGUUGACAAUGACCGAGUCCACGACAUGAACGAAAUCAUCACGAAGCACCCGGUGCGCCGGAAGGCAGUAAAGCACAUCUGGCUGAAAGUCAAACUUGCCGAGUAUGAUUGCGGAGAGUCCGAGGUGCCGGAAUCAGCCGAGACUAAGAAGCUCAACGAGAUAUACCUGACCGACACUCUGUGGAAUCUUCUUUCGGUCAUGGCAGCCUGGAGACGGCCAAGACCGGGUCUCUAUAGGGGCAUCCUUGAGGAAGGCAUCACUCUUGAUAUCGCCGUAUUCUCGCCAAGCGACUGCAAGCACACCUUUCGCGACUUCCGCCUAUGCCCAGACUACCCAUUGCAGUCGAGAGAUCCGGCCCUGAUGGACUUCGUAGUCAGCCCGGCCAAGUUCCUUCGAACGCAUCGACAUAGCCGCAAGACGUUCGGGCUCAAAGAGCCUGUUGAUGAUCAUGACUGCCGUGGCUGGAACCGAGUCCCCGUGCUUGGUGAAUCCAUUGGAGCAAUUGCCCGAAUCACGGGAGAGAGGCCGCUCAACCUAGACUUUUCGGACUUCUCUUUCCACAGCGAGAGGCGAUUCCCCGAGCUGCCGGUCGUGUCACAAUUGGUGUUGCGGCGCCAGUUUUAUCGAUCUGUGGCCCCCAAUGUUCUGUCCAAGCUCCUUGAUGAGAGUUUUACCUGCCUCACUGCAUUCUCCCACGAGCAAUUUCCCGACGGUUUUGGAGGGCAUAACCAUGGGAUUUUUGGUACAGACUAUGUCGACUUUCUGUGCGGUCAUCGUCGUCGUGGAGAGAUUUUCCCUGCGCCGAACCUGGGCCGAACAGAGCGAGGAUCUCCGCUCCCGAAGAGCCUUACCGCCUUGAUAGUUUUCCAAGACUCAGAUCUACGGUUGGGCCAUCGUGGACGAGCGAUCUGCCUUGACUUCCCCAAUACCGAAGCGAUCUGCGACAGCCUCCGUUGCUUGGAUCUCCAAAAGAUCGCGCUCUCACACAUCGUCUCCGCAGAGGGGUUCCUCGCCGACUACACCAUCCCGAAGUUGCAGUCUGGAUUUCUUCACCAGACCAUCUCGCAAGUCUCAAACCGGUGCAUGUUUGUAUGGCCGGAGCUGAAGCACAUCGCUCUGACAUCAGACACGUUCGCCAACCACCCGGGCCAUUUGAGUUCCGUUGUGGACCUGGCCGUGAAGAUGUUGAUAGCCCUCGAGUUUAUGCCAAAGGUGGAGAUUUUUGAGAUCUGGUCCGAGAACAAAGACAACCGCCUAGUUCUACAAUUCCUCCGAGCGCCGGGAGGACCUGGGUGCAUCACGCUCCUCGGUGAGCAGCCGAUCGGGAUGAGCGUAAUCCUGGGGGUCCAGUCCGCCUUGGACACCGUAUUCAAUAAUGCCGAGGGUCCAAUUCCUGCAUUGACCGUCUCAGGUGGCAUUGGACGAGAUAUGCUUGACCACCAUGCGCUACGCUGUAUGGUACUUGAGCCGAUUUCGGCAUUCCAGCGCGAGGUUGAACGCCACGCGCGGCGGAACGCUUAG